Tachysurus fulvidraco (yellow catfish) is the source of this 1070-nucleotide messenger RNA. It is a transcript of the gene mia, whose product is annotated as MIA SH3 domain containing. The transcript has 6 exons. Gene Ontology annotation, biological process: extracellular matrix organization. The record is from RefSeq and is a predicted model, not a curated record. Gene Ontology annotation, molecular function: protein binding. Bases 456 to 866 code for a protein of 136 amino acids. NCBI's taxonomy places the organism in Eukaryota, Metazoa, Chordata, Actinopteri, Siluriformes, Bagridae.
GAUGAAAUCACCCAGUAAAGCCAUGGAUAGAACCAGUGCAGUUGGUUCAUGUCUAUGAAUGUGGCAGGAUAAAGGACAAACUUUGACAUUUGUUUGACAUACUUCAGUUUUUUCACCAUUUAUUUACAUAACCAGCAAAAACAAGGAUCUUGGAAGGGUCAUGAGGUACUGUACCUGAAGUCUAUCCUAUAGGACCAUGGGCACGAGGCAAGGGACACCCUGGACUGGGUAUCAACCCAAUUGCACAAACAAUUUAAAGAUGCCUGUCAGUCUAAAUGUGUCUUUGGACUAGGGGAAAGAAAACAGAGUACCUGGAGGAAAUCCAGAACAUCCAUGCACACGGGAGAGAAACAGGAAUCAAACCCCUAAACCUCAGAGUAGCUAGUGGGAGUGGUGUGGAGGCAGGGCUUUAACCGGAUUCCUUCUUCUGCCCCAGCUCUGCUCCCCCAAACCCCAUGCAGACUCUGAUUUUUUCAAUCAUGAAGGGACACUACACUAUCUGGGCGCUGCUCUUGCUUCUGCCGUUACACACACAGGCGGGACGACAGAUGCCAAAACUCUCAGACAAGAAACUAUGUGCUGAUGCAGAAUGCAGUCAUCCUAUCCUUAUUGCCAAAGCCAUUCAAGACUAUUAUCCCCAGGACUGUCACUUCAUUCCCAUCCACCAAGGCCAACUCGUCUACGUCUACUCCAUGCUGAAAGACCGGGGCAACCUUUUUUGGUCUGGCAGUGUCCAAGGAUCGUACUAUGGCGAGCAGGAGGCUCGUCUCGGCUAUUUCCCCAGCAGUGUAGUCGAAGAGACCCACGCUUUAAUGCCGGCUGAGGUUGAAGUCAAAACAAACAAAUGGGACUUCUACUGCCCAUGAGAUGCUGAGAUCUUCCCAUGAGAUCCUUCCAAGUGAGAGGACGUUAUUUUCUUGCACUUUAACUUCUGUUACCAUGUCAAGCAUCCUUUUUCUCAAACACAGUGACUUCUGCAGCAGCUUCAUUAGCAAAAACACUCUUUAAUGGACUUCGAUUAAAAGUAGCUACACACUGUUUUACACCAAAUAAACGCCAGCUGCUAUUAA